CCUAGACCUUAUCAAGAGUAUGGUUUGUCUGUAUGGCCCUGGUAGAGUACUUUUCUCGGCCGGGCCACACCUGGAAAGCUCUUGCAUACUUGCCGAAGCAGUCAAUGGCGUCUGAGGUGCAUGCACACACGGUGAUUGGUUAAACAAACUAUAUGCAUCGCCAUCCACGAUAAAGUACUUCGGCUACUUCCACGCCUGCGACCUGCAUUGGCUUGCUCCGAGAAGAAUGGCCCCGCCUAAAAGCGCUUCGACGCGUGCCCACUUUAGAGGGGCUGAAAAGGGCUUAGGUAGAACACCUACAAUGGAGCAAAGCGACGACGGCCACGUUCCUGCUCAAGGAAUGCCAGAAAUGGAUGCGACGGGCACUCUCGGCAAAUUUUCAUACAAGUUCGAGGAGAUGACCGCCAACGUUCCUCGCAAACAAAUGGAGAGAACCUUAUCCAGGUCACGGCGCCAAGCGUCCUUGAAAAGGACUUACAGCCAGUACAAUUUGGAAGUGCUCAACAAUACCUAUGACAUCAAAAGAGAGAACAUGAUGGGUAUCUACGGCCUGAUGGCUCGCCACAUCGACGUGCCGCUCUCCAUCUGGGAGCGACUGGCGCCGCUGGUGUCCAAGCUGCACCGUAACUCGCUGUUCGGCACGUCCAUGCUGCACCCCUACUCCCCUCUGGCGGUCUACUGGCGGCUGGCCAUGCUGCUGUUCGACCUCACCUUCACCGCCUUUUGGGUACCGCUGAACGUGGGGUUCUGCUACACCACGUACGGCGACUGGAGCCAGACCUGUACGAGAACGGAUCUGGCGGGAGGCAUCGUGUACGUGGUCAACUUGCUGCUGGGCUUUCAAAUGGGUGUCGUACUGUCCUCCGGAACCAAACGUGCCGUACUGAUGGACGGCCCCGAGGUGUCUCGCAUGUACAUCAUGUACGGCAAGUUUGUGAUGGACUUUCUGGCCUCCAUCCCCUUGUUCGUUCUGUUCUACGCCAUCUCCUCCCCCCACCUCAGCAACGCCGGGCGGCUGCUGGGGCUGCUGUCGCUGCUGCGGCUGGUGCGGCUCAUGCGGCUGGGCAACACGGUCAAGGUAGUGUACCAGGACUCGCUGUCCGGGCACUACCGCAUGUCCUGGGUGACCCAGCGUGUCAGUGUGUCGCACAUGUACCUCAUCAUACUGCUGUACCAGUUCCUGGUCAUCAUCAACCUCACCGCCUCCCUCAUGAUCCUGCUGGCAGCCUACUACGGCUACGAAACCACCUGGUAUGACAGCAUGAAGUGGGUCGACUUUAGAGGCGGAGGUGGUGGUGGAGAUGGUGGUGAGGCGAUGUCGCCGGCGGUGCUGUGGAUGCAUGCCAGCUACUGGGUGACUACCGUGCUCACCACCGCAGGUCAGGGUCAGGCGCCCCGGCGGUUGGGCGAGCAGAUCGUUUCCAACUUCUGUUCGGUGUACGGCAUGGUGUUCAACGGUCUGGUGGUUGGAGUGGUUGGACGAGCGCUCAUUCAGGCCUCCAACCACGCCACCGCGCUGUACUGCUCCCGCAAGGAGGUGGGGCGGGUGUCGUACUGGGCCCGCCUGCGUCACCUGCCCGCCAGCGUCAUGAAGGAGCUGCAGGUGUACUUUGCUGACACUGAGCUCUCGCGGCGCGACUUCAACUUUGAGCAGGGAGUGAUCGACGGACUGCCCUCCACUCUCCGGAAGCAGGUGGUACGGCACAUCGUACGGCCGUUGGUGGACAAGGUGCACAUCUUCUCCACCGCCGAGCCCGAGCUGCGGGACCUGCUGUCGGAGCUGUUCACACCCGUGGAGGUGCCGCCUGGCCACGACCUGUGCAUUCAGGGCACCCUGGCUGACCGGCUGUGGCUGCUGGAGUCGGGUGACGUGGUGGCGCUGCGGCACAAGGAGGCCAACACCAACCCCACCAACGGCAAUGUGGCGCUGCUGGGGGAGGGGGUGCUGCUGCGGGGCAUGAUGGAUGUGGCAUCCACUCGGCCCUGGACGCUGAGGACACGGAGCGCAUGCAGGUUGUGGGAGCUGCGGUGGGAGGAGCUGGAGCCGCUGCUGCGGGUGUACCCCCGCCUGAUCAACCACGCGUUGUGGGACAUCCGCGAUCGACUGAUCCGGGAGCUGGAGCGCAUCCCCCGCCGCGACACGUACUGGAAUGAGAUGGCGGCGGUGCUGGCUCGUAUCCUCAAGCAGCCCUCCCUUCUCGACUCGGCGGAUAAGAACCUAGAGGCCUUGGUUGGGGCCCACGACAACCCCUCCAUGGCCCUCCUCUUCUCCUCCUGGCUGGAAGCGGGCAUCAACACCACCCUGGAGCUGGGCGGGGGAGCCACGGGGCGCAGGAGGGGGCUGGUUACCAUGUCGCUCAUGUUGGCAAGGCAAUCCAAGGACGCGCUGGGCGCCUCCUCCUUCGUGCCCUUUGGCGGGGCCUGCCUUGCGGCGCCGUCACCUGCCCUGUCGUUCCAGUACGGCCGCGGUGGCGGCGGCGGCGGAAUACCCGGCUUGGGCGUGUCGAUGGCAGAUGUAGCGGCGAUGCUGGGGCAUGCACCUAGCGGCGGAGGCGGAGGUGACGGCAGCGUCGCCGGGCUGGAACGGCAGCGCUCGUCGCAGCUGAUUCCAGGUCAGGAGGCCUCCCAUGGCGGCGGCGGGAGCGGCGGCGGCAUGUGUGGCGGAGCGCUGACGUCGGGAGCAGCGGAGGCGGCGACGCUGGGCGUGAGCUCUGGCGGCGGCGGAGGCCUGGCAAGCAUGGGGAGCGGCGGCGGCGGUGGCGGUGGCACAGGGGAGAGGCCCUCAUGGUCUGCGACCGCUUCCGCCGCUGCCGCGGCACCUGGGGUGGCAGGCGGGACGAUGCAGCCGCCGCCGUUGGGUCUGGGUACGGCAAAUCGGCCGCCGCCGGCGCCGUCGCGUCUCUCCGUUGCCACAGAUGCGACUCACCUUCCGGAUCCCGCCGUCAACCCCUCUGGCGCCUCGCACUCUCAGUUGCCACAUUUCCCGCAUUACAACUUGCAGCAGCAGCAGCAGUACCACCACCAACAGCAACAGCCGUUUGGGGUCCUGGGCCCCUUCUCAGAGAGGAGGAAUGCUGUAGGUAAUGGCAGCGUCGGCGGCUUGCAUGGAUCUCACUCCGAGACCGAGGUAGCCUCCCUUCGCUGCGACAGCCUGACCCAGAUCGCACACACGACGUCAGCCUUUCGCUUCGUCGACGCCGGGGGAUCGCCGCUCGUACGCCGGCCCAAUCACCACCAGCCGGUGCUCCCAACGGUCCACUCGGUGUCGGCCGCGGAGGUAGACGACGGACCCAGUGACGGCGCCGCCGGUAGCACCGCCGCUGGCGGCACCGUCCUAAGCAACGCGGUAAUCAGCGCCGUCAUGGAAAACUUUGACUACUUUGCAGUGGCGGGCGAUGGGGAGGGAGCCUCAUCAACGCAGCAUCCGGCAGCAGGAUCAGCUAGGGCGGUGGCGGAAGCCACCGAGAUUACAGAAGCGUCGUCGUUGUCUGCCUACGAAACACGCGAAGCAGAUGGCGUUGCCGUACAAGAUCCUCGCCAGCUGCCUCGUCCGCCGUACUCUCCAUCGAUACGAGGAGGAGGAGCAGCAGCAGGAGGAGGGCACAGCAAUGUUCCCUCGGGGACAUACCGACAGCAGCCGUCAGCAGUGUUUCCCGGCAGCGGCGGCGGCGCCGCCGGCAGCCCUUCACAGCUACGUCCCCUGCCGCCCCUACCACCGCAUCCCUCGGCGUUUGCUGCCGCCGCCGACGUUGCGCGAUCCCCGUCUCUGCCGCCGGCAUGCAACGCCCCCGCCCUCUGCCCAACCUGUGGCAAAUGCACCUGCCCGGUGUGCCGUACUCGCACGCUGGCAGCGUCGAUGGCUCUCGACCAAGGCACCGCCGUCGUGGGGCCCCCCAUGCCGCUCGCCUCCAUGGCUGCCGCCGCCGCCGCCGCCGCUGCAACCACCGCUGCGGUACGACGGCCCUCCCUUGACCUCGCCAGUACCUCCAUCGGCAUGGGUUUCGGGCUGCGCAUGGGCAUGAUGUCAGCAGGCGGCGGCGAUACGACUGCGGGUACGACAGUUGGUGCGGGUACGGCAGCGGUGCGGCCUCCGGGGGCUCCCGCUGCCUGGGUUCGUGCCAGCAGCGGCGGCAGGCACCAUGGGGGAGGUCACCACCAUGGGCAUCAUCACGGCGGCCACAGCGGCGGCGGGCAUCAGCAUGAGACGUGGAUGCGACGCCGCAUGUCAAUCCGGGUUGACGGGUAGAUGGGAGGUGGUGGAGCAGCGGUAAUGAGAGGGAGGUGUUUGGAUAGGCUUGCUUGGGGGUGCGUGCGUGUGUGUGGGGGAGGGCUGAGUGAACUGCGUUUUUUGCUUGGUUUGCCGUACGUGGGGAGUGUAGCCAUUUUGAGCUAUCCGGUGUGUAGAGCGGUGUGUACUUCCAAUUGAUUCGUGCAUCCCGGUCAUUGGGUUUCGGGGGCAUGCAUGCAUAGGCUGAAUGCCGUCGACUAGAUGUGCGCUACUGUCUGCCGGACAGGCAACACUGCGAUUACGAGGUACUGUUCCUUUGGCGUGGGGACGAUGUCGACAACAUGCUCAAGACGGCCUUUCUAGAGCGGUUUGCUGCUUCUGCAGAUGUUGAUGAUGUUGAUGAUGCUGAUUGUGAUGAUGGUGAUGAGCUGUGGAGCUGCCUGCGCCAGCUGCCAACAGGGGAAGAGCGAGUUAGCUUCAUGUAUGGGUCCUGGUCCUGGCUGCGCUGCGCCUCUGCGCAAGGCUCUGGACGCGGAUUGGUAGACUACAUACGUGCCGGUAUGUACAACUGCCUCUUGCAGGGGGGCUUCCACAGCCGUCCAUGUCUACAGCCGUGUGUAGGGCACCGCAUGCACCGGGCAGCUGUUUAACAAGACGCGGAUGAGGACACAAUUCGUACGGUCAUUACGUAGAGGGUUUCAGUGCCAUCUCGUACAAAAGGGCAACACAAAAGGCGUACUGAGCCGUUGCUUGGCAAGAUGGCAACCCCUGAAAGCAGGAUCAUCGUACGUAGGAUUGUACCCUUCCAUG
Astrephomene gubernaculifera is the source of this 5038-nucleotide messenger RNA. The record is from the annotation of a GenBank genome assembly. Lineage: Eukaryota; Viridiplantae; Chlorophyta; Chlorophyceae; Chlamydomonadales; Astrephomenaceae.